UUAUAGGCACAUCGACUGCGCACGGGUCUACGACAAUGAACAAGAGGUUGGAAUGGCACUCAACGAAUUAUUUUCAACUGGGGUUGUGAAGCGUAGUGAGAUAUUUAUCACGUCCAAGCUGUGGUGCUGCGACCAUGAACCACAAGAUGUCUCCAAGGCGUUGGCCAAAAGUUUAGAAGAUCUGCAACUCGACUACAUUGAUCUGUAUCUUAUGCAUUGGCCAUUCAGGACAAAGCCCGGCUCAAAAGGAUGGUCCCAUGAAGUCAUGGCUCCAUUAUGUCUUCAAGAAACAUGGACUGCAAUGGAGGGAUUGUACGCGUCUGGUCAGGCUCGUGCAAUUGGGGUUAGCAACUUCUCAACUAAGAAGCUGCAAGAUUUGAUAACAAUGGCAAAAAUUCCUCCUGCAGUUAAUCAGGUGGAGUGCCAUCCUGUUUGGCAGCAACCUGGACUUCACAACUUGUGCAAAUCAACUGGAGUUCAUCUCUCGGCAUAUUCACCUCUGGGAUCUCCAGGGUCUUGGAUUAAGGGAGAAAUCUUGAAAGAACCAAUUUUGGUUGAAAUUGCCCAAAAACUUAACAAGACACCAGCACAAGUAGCUCUGCGUUGGGGUAUUCAGAGUGGACACAGUGUCCUCCCAAAAAGUGUGCAUGAGUCAAGGAUCAAGGAAAAUUUAAGCUUGUUUGAUUGGCGUAUACCUGCAGAGCUCUUCUCAAAGUUCUCUGACAUCCACCAGCAAAGGCUUCUCCGUGGGGAUUUUGCAGUCCAUGAAACUUGUAGUCCUUAUAAAAGCGUUGAAGAAUUGUGGGAUGGUGAAAUUUGAGGUAAGCCAUCAUAUAUGUAUAUAUUGUUCUGGGUAUAGACAAAAUUAAAAGCUUUUGAGGAGGAGUUAUAGCCAAAUGAUCAUAUGUAGGUGAGGAGAAGACAGAAGCACAUUCCUAACGCAAUCAGCAGAUUUAACAGUUAAUCCAUAUUGGUACAAGCCCACUUGGUAGAGUGAAUUAUCCACACAAACAAACCACCCUUCUCAAUUGUCACAAUUGGGGUUCUAUAGAAAAAGACAAAAAUAGUGAAUGAACAAUUUUUUUUUGGUAGAAUUCAAGUUUCAUUUCUUAGAAGAAAAACAAAAAUGGUAAAAACAAAGCAGCUUUCAGCUUUCGGCA
Messenger RNA from Carica papaya (papaya), 1160 nucleotides. The record is from RefSeq and is a predicted model, not a curated record. NCBI's taxonomy places the organism in Eukaryota, Viridiplantae, Streptophyta, Magnoliopsida, Brassicales, Caricaceae.